GUCGUAGAUCCAUGCAUCCCAAACCCUUGCCAAAAUGGAGGGUCAUGUUCGAGUCAAGGAUCCACGUUUAGCUGUGGCUGCAGAUCUCAAUAUACUGGAAGACGUUGCGAGAUCCUGAAUGGUAUGCAUUGACUUGGCAUCACUGGCAUGACCCCAAAAUUUCCGAGAAUUCCAACAUACUUUUCCUCCCUAGUUACCAUAAACUUACUUAACGAAAUAAAUUUACUUAACGAAUAGAGUUACAUCAACAAAAAAAACACUUAAAAUAAAAGUUUUUAGAGAUCCUGAACGGUUAGUGACGAUGCAUCCAAUUCAACAAACAGGUUCAUAUAUAGGUAUACGCGUGGUAGUUGUGAAGAAGUAUCUCCUGAUGACUUUUGGGGUACCUUCUGCUAGAAAUGUGAAGGACGGAGGGAUGCACCCCUUAUUUAUUUCUUUAUCUUGCAUCCGUAAUACAUACUUGAGAGUUAAGCUGAUAAAAGCUUGUGUGUGUGUGUGUUCUGACCGGGAAUUCUAUCCCUGGCAGGUCUGUUCUUGCCAGAUUGGCUGACACUUAGAAAUCUGACGAAGAUCAGCCUCUUUUUCUCUAAGUUUCUUUCUUGAGCGACGUGUCAAUCAACUCUACCCUUACGGAAAUCUCGCUUCACUUGAGAUCUCCACCGUUGUGCCUUGCUUAAGCAGAAAAAGGUAUGCGUACCAGAGUCAAAGCAAGAGGUUGAUCAGAGGCGGACCAAAUCAUUGGUAACCUCGAGGACGACUUUGAAAACACAGAGGCCUUAUGCGCUAUUAGCUAUGGCUGGAGAAAAUAAAGUAGUCUAAGGUGAAGAUAUGCAUCCAUCAGAGCAGAACUUCCUCAAACGAAAUAGUGCCUGUAUGUAUUUAUAUUUCUGAGAGAGAACGUCCCAUCAGUUUGUCAAUUCUAGUAUUUCCUCCUUUCUAGGUGCAUGUGCGCAGAAACCUUGCCAGAAUGGAGGAACAUGUUACUCCCUUGGAAACAAGAUGCACUUUUGUUUCUGUAAACCUCAGUUCACUGGAAGAAGUUGCGAGAAAGGUUGGUUACCGUAGGAUAGGCCUAUGUGCCCAUUUUUACGUCGUUUAUUUUGUUUGAUGAGACAACCUCUAUAUCGAGUUUCGAAAAAAUCACAAUUUAUCCUAUUUUAUCUGAAACUAAUCUCAAUGACGAUAAUUGUAGCUUGCGUUUAUCAAAAUAAUUGAAUAUCCGAGAUCAAUUCCAAUGAUUAUUGUAUAUGUUUGCAGUAAAUUGCAACGCUCGGCCAUGCAGGAAUGGAGGGACAUGCCUCAGUGUAGAAAGGAGAUCAUUCUGCAAGUGUCCAGCUGGAAUUACUGGGAAUCUUUGCGAAGGCGGUGGGUAUUGAGAGUCCACCCAAACGUGUACGAGUGUAAAAUCUUUGAAUUACGGUAAUGCAUAAAGGUCGAAGACUGUUCCUUCAUAAAUGCCUCUCUCAAUAUGUUGUCUUUCUCAAAAUAUAUGAUCUUGGUUCUCGGGUAAUUUCUUCCCACUUUCCGUCAAUCGAUCCAAACUGCUAAGAUCCUUCCAUUGUCCCCUUCUCCUAUGUGUUUGGUAAUCUUUUAUCGUUGAUUAUUUACAGAGAUCCCAGUCGUUACAAAAGAUCCACAAGACUCCAUUCGAAUGGAGGGUGAUGGCAUAACACUUUGUUGCCAGGCGACAGGGAAACCUACUCCUGUGUAUGAAUGGUAGGUCCAAAGCACGUUUUAAAGAGCUCUAUGUGUCACAGUCUGGAUAUCCACUGAGACAUUUUCCACGAAUAUUCCAAGAUCAGCGUUUGCAAUCUGUAUUUUUCUUAUCCACCUUUUUCUACACGUGAUGACAAAUCUAGUUACCAUAGACAAAGGUAAAAAAAGAUAUUUAUAAAAUUAUUUUAUUCAUCUUUCUCGUUCGGUAGGUUUCACAACAGUGCACCCCUACUGCACCAGUUACGAAAUAGAAACCUACGUCUGUCUAGAUUGUCUUCACGUGAUUCUGGUUCAUAUCAAUGUCGUGCAAAAAACAAGUUUGGGGCAACAGUAUCCAACGAAGCGACGCUGACAGUUGUGCCUGGUAAGAUAUGAUAUCCUGUUAAGAAAUCAUUAAAGUAGUUCGCAUAUUUGACAAUUAUUUACCUAGUAUGGUCAAUAGCGGUUGAUAUUCACUUGCUAAUCACUUCGGGCUAGCCAAUCAGCCCCCGCAAAAAGCACAUUUCGGACCCCAUUUCACCUGUGUGGUAUACGGUAAUGCUUUGUAUUGAACAAGGUCUGAUAUGUAUAAAUAAUGCACUGUUUGAAACAACCUAUGCCUAUCCACGCCUAUUGCUAUAGCUAUACAUGUAUGGAACUCAGUUAGAGCUUUACUUGGGCUUCUCCGAAGCACAAUCUUCCAGACUUAAUUUACAUUACAAAGCGCUUGAUUGUUAUGCGGUUAGCCCAAGAUAAAUAUGAGUUGGUUUUUCAACACUUCUAACUCUUUCUAAUCAAAACAUGUGAUAAAAUGACAUUUCUUGCCUUUAAAAUUACGUUUUUUAUGAAAAAUGCAAUUUCAGGUAAUCGCGAAGACUCAUGCAACCCCAUCCCACGGACAAAAGUUGUGUCAUUGCCUGAAGGAUGCACAGAAGAUAGCAGUGGGAGUAACAGCGUCAAUGUUGGUACUUGUUCUAACGAAGCAUGCGUAAAGCGUAACCAACGGCAUGCUGGAAGCUGUGGAGGACACGACUCCACUCGACAAUGCUGUAGCCCAGCUUCUAUGUCUGACAGCCGCGUGAGUUGCAAAAGCGGUAUAAAGUUCAACAUUCAGAAAGUCUCUAAAUGCGCAUGUGCAGACUGUGCUGUAUCAAAAGUUGUUGUUCGAGGUAAAGUGGUCGAUCCGAUGGGAAAUCCCCUGUGGCGUGGCGAGAUGACUGUGAGCAAUGACGUUGGUAGCCGAUACUAUACGGAUAGGCGAGGAAAUUUUAAAAUUCUGGUCAAGUCAGGAACCAAGCGAAUAGUAUUAACGGUAAAAGACAAUUUUCAAGGACUGCUGGAAGAUACAACGAAAGUUUUCGAACUUCAUGAGGGGCAAGUGUCUUUUUAUACCAUUGUUCUUCAAAAGAAACCGCCGGUGAUCAAAUUCCCAGCAAACAAUAAAAAAAGUGUUCCCCUUGGAGGAUCCGGGGGGAGACCAAAUUUUGUCGAUCUGGACAUCCCUGCAAAUGCCUUCCUCACAGCUGAUGGAAGAGUAUAUACCGGUGAGAUCACAGCAACCAUUGGGGUGAUUGAUCCUAGAAGCCAGGCAGACAUGACAGCAGCGCCUGGGGAUUUUUCAGCGAUUAACGACAAUGGAGAGGAGGUGGCACUCGGAUCUGUUGGAAUGCUGAGGCAAGUUUUUACAGACAGUAAUGGUAAUCAGCUCAGUCUUGGUAAAAACAUCUCAGUCCGCAUCGACGCUGACCUGUUAGACAUACCCAACGGUGUCACAGUUUAUCAAUGGUACCUGAGCAAGGAAACUGGUCGCUGGGUUAAGUUCGGAGUAUUACGCCCUGAGCAAGGCGGCAGCUCUAGACCAAAGAGACGCGAACGAGCAAGGAAGUUCUUUGUGAGUGAAAUUACACCAAAUGUUCCUUUAGACAACAUCAACUGGGAUUACGUUACUGUUGUCAGUUAUGUCCGAAUCACGGCUCCCUCAGGCACAGUUGUGUCUCGCAUCGGUCUGAGCGACAAUGGGUUACAGUACACCUCUUAUCGCCAAGAUACAGUCCCUGCUAGUGGAACCCUGUGCAUUCUAAGCUUACGAGACAAGCGAGCCAUUCUUCAAGCUGAACGCGAUGGAGCGCCUCUCAUUCCACGACAGCCUACUGGCUUUCCUCUAUUGGUGAACCCUGAGAUCAUUGACGGGUCUUCUGUGGGUAAUGUUUUCAAAAUCCAGUCCUUCCGGUUCACUUCCACUAAAGUAGAUGAUCGAGGUCCCAUUUACCUCAGAGGCGAGGAUGGCAGAUGUUCACAAAGAAGAGCAAAUGAUUUUGCUUUUGAAUUCCGAGAUGCCAAUGCAGGGCAAUCGUUCCACUGGGAAAGUAUUAGAAUUGAUGAUCCCAGCGAUCCUCGGUUGUGGCAGGUGAGACCUGACGAGAUUUGUUUUGUCAAAGCACUUGUUGUAGGGACAAAGCCUGACUCAGUCAUAUAUGUGGGAAGCGUUGGAAAAGCUCCUGGUCAAUCUGACGUGGAAUACGGUUACACUGCGGAGAAGAGUGCCACGGUUGGUGGAGAGGGUGUGGUGUGCUUGGAAUACCGAUGUAAUGAGGGCUCAUCAGGACAGUACCAGACCCACUUACAAUUCCUCACACUGACAGGAUCAUGCACAGUUCAGGGGCUCAACAAUGUUUUGAAUGGUGCGCAAAAUGGAUGUACUGUGCCGCCAGCCAGUUCCUCAAGUCAAGAGCGCAACUUUUGUGUUCCACAUUUGGUGGGAGGUGACGCUGGGCUCUACUCUGGAGAUACAGGUGUGGCCAAGAACAGGUGUCUUACAGGGAACCAGCAGUACAACUCAGGCCGACCAACUACUACAAAUCUGAACCCUACAGUCACUAUUAGAUGCCGGUAA
Messenger RNA from Pocillopora meandrina, 4588 nucleotides. The record is from the annotation of a GenBank genome assembly. NCBI's taxonomy places the organism in Eukaryota, Metazoa, Cnidaria, Anthozoa, Scleractinia, Pocilloporidae.